This is a messenger RNA of Adelges cooleyi (spruce gall adelgid), 667 nucleotides long. RefSeq names its product PHD finger-like domain-containing protein 5A. Gene Ontology annotation, cellular component: U12-type spliceosomal complex; catalytic step 2 spliceosome; precatalytic spliceosome. The transcript is spliced from 3 exons. Bases 143 to 475 code for a protein of 110 amino acids. Lineage: Eukaryota; Metazoa; Arthropoda; Insecta; Hemiptera; Adelgidae. The record is from RefSeq and is a predicted model, not a curated record. Gene Ontology annotation, biological process: mRNA splicing, via spliceosome.
UAUGAUUUUGAUUAGAAAAUUCUAUCUGAAAGACAAGUCUUACAAAUUACAAAAAAAAAACUGUCGAAAAGCAAAAGCAUUUAUUUUUUGUUUUAAAAGCGUAUCAAAUUUUGACUAUAAAAAUUUGUGGUAAAGACACAAAAUGGCAAAACAUCAUCCGGACUUGAUAUUUUGCCGAAAACAGCCAGGCGUCGCUAUCGGCCGCCUGUGCGAGAAAGACGAUGGCAAAUGUGUUAUUUGCGACUCGUAUGUGCGACCGUGCACGCUAGUUAGAAUCUGCGACGAAUGCAAUUACGGUUCGUACCAGGGCCGUUGCGUUAUUUGCGGUGGUCCCGGAGUGUCUGACGCUUACUACUGUAAAGAAUGUACUAUCCAAGAGAAAGAUAGAGACGGAUGUCCGAAAAUUGUCAACUUGGGUAGUUCCAAAACCGAUCUAUUUUACGAACGCAAGAAGUUUGGAUUCAAGAGACGGUAGCGCUGUGUAUACUUUUAUAUUACCUAAUUAUAUUAUUAUGUCAUUCCUUUUUUUUUUUUAACAUUAAUAAUAUAAUAAGUGUAUUUAAAUAAAAAUAAGUAAUUUUACAAUAUUAUGUACUACUGAAAAACAAAGGUGUAAAAUUUAAUCUUAAAGUCGAUUCAAAAUAUAAAGUUUUGUAUUUUUUUUUCA